AUGCGCGAGCGUCUUGCGGACUUGUGGCGGGACUUCGGCGGACAGAUUGGGGGUGACCCCACGAGGCCUCCAGAGCCCCCCGAGGUCAGCGCGAUGGACCAGGGCAUGCAGCGGAUCCUGGCCGCGUCGGACGUCUCCGACGGCGCGUCCAGCGACUCUGCGUCCUCGGCAGGCUUCAACUCCCUCGGCAUCACCCACUCGUCCAUGUGGUCGGGAAUGUCGCGUUCGGGCGCCUCCUCAGCAUCCUCCGCUGUGGAGGAGGACCUGCUGCCAGUGCCGCUGCUUGAGGGCUACGCCUCGGCGCUGCGGCCGCUCUUCAUGACCAGGGGCGAUCUGACGCACCUGCUGGCGAAGUUCCCGAGUCCCAUUCCGGGACGGCGGGUCAUCCUGGGUGGCCCCGUGGCCGAUUCCCGCAGCUUCGCGGCGCACCGGGAGCUGCUGGAAGAGCUCUUCGGCUCCAUGGUCGUGGCGGUGAAGAGCAAGGAGAGGCGAGGGAAGAUCAAGCUGGCCUUCGGGGCCAGCUUCUCCUACGGGCCCCGCAGCUACAAGCUUGGCCGCAUGGAGGCCACCAUCCAGCUCGUCGCUCACGGGGUUCGGCGCACCGGCAACGACCCGUUCCCUCCGGUCUACGAGGACGAGCACGAGGAGUUGCGGUCGGAGGCGGCCGUAUCGGCCGCGCGGCACGACGACGAGAGCAGCGGCCAAGGCGUGCUCGAGUUCGAGGAGCUCGUCAUUCCGCUUACGGACGUCUGCUCCCGCGAGCUCUUCCUCGCGGAGCUCAUGCAGAGCGACCAGUGCCAGCUGCUGGCCUCGCUGUCGCAGGGCUCACACUCCAAGUACGGCCACCGCGCCCUGCGGCGCCGCCGCCGCACCCUCAGGCACGUGCGGGAGGCGACCCAGCUGCUGGUCAACGCCCCCGGCCGCUGA
This is a messenger RNA of Prorocentrum cordatum, 927 nucleotides long. The record is from the annotation of a GenBank genome assembly. NCBI's taxonomy places the organism in Eukaryota, Dinophyceae, Prorocentrales, Prorocentraceae.